Molecule: messenger RNA, 514 nt
Organism: Ilex paraguariensis (yerba mate)
Lineage: Eukaryota; Viridiplantae; Streptophyta; Magnoliopsida; Aquifoliales; Aquifoliaceae
Source: the annotation of a GenBank genome assembly
AGAAGAGAGGAUAAGGAACAGUAGGGGAAAGAGAAGGACGAGGAAGGAAGGAGGAGGAAAAGAAUAAGGAGGAAAAUGGGAAGGAGAAGAAGAAGGAAAAGGAGAAGGAAGAUGAAGAAGAAGAUGUCUCCUCUAUGCCUAGAUGUUGCUCGUAGAAGAACGGAGAAGUUGGAGGAGGGAGGAGGAAGAAGACGACGUUAGAGGAGGAAGAAGACGACGUUGGAGGAAGAAGAUGAUGUUGGAGGAGGGGGAGGAGGAGGAGGAAAAGCAAAAGGAAGAAAGAAAACGAGGAGAAAGAGGAGCAGGACAAGGAAGUAGAAGAACGAAUAAGAAGGCGGAAGAGAAGGACAAAAAUGAGACAAUAAACACACCUACAACUAGAAGUACACAAGGCAUAUGCACGGAUGGUAAAAUUGAACGCAAUGCCGCAACCUUCAAAGACACCGAGAGGACCUUUUUGUGGCAACCUAUAGCAAAAUCUUCUUUUGAAUCCACAGUCGUACUCAAAUCCUGA